Messenger RNA from Harpegnathos saltator (Jerdon's jumping ant), 1237 nucleotides. RefSeq lists its product as uncharacterized. The transcript is spliced from 4 exons. NCBI's taxonomy places the organism in Eukaryota, Metazoa, Arthropoda, Insecta, Hymenoptera, Formicidae. The record is from RefSeq and is a predicted model, not a curated record. Bases 442 to 1221 code for a protein of 259 amino acids.
UACAUAUAUAUAUUUAGGUGCAAUACGGCAACCCGUUCAUUCUCUGUAACAAACAAGAUUAAUAUAAGUAAUUCCCGCGUUUUCCAAAAAGAAAAAGCCGAUGUACUGACACGGUGGAACCACGCUAAAGCUAAUAUAUAACCUUAUUGUCUCAGCGACAAGAAAAAUCCAACAAUUAUAGUAUAGUGCAGGAUGUUCCAAGCGUCAGGCCUAAUUCCUACUUAGAAAUUCUACAAGUAGACGAAAAACCGAAACUAAUGAGCCUACAAUCAUUAAUGUAGAGCAAAUAGUCCGAAAGUUACAGACUUGUACAGAUUUCAUGUUGAAACAGUUGCGACAAACCCAAUGAAUGUCACUUUUUUAAGCUGAAAUUUUCCCUGAGUAACUGGGGACAAAACUAAUUAAAUUUUCAGAAAGAACGCUUAAAACCUGACAUUGAAAAUGUCAAAUACAGGAGGAACACCUUCUCAUGAUUAUUAUAUUGAAGGUAAAUUUAUCAGGGUCAGAGAAAAUGGAAAAUAUUUUGUAAUUUGCAAAUUAUGCAAUACAAGGUUGUGCACUACUGCAGUAAAACGCCUGAAAACUCAUCGAGUAAAGUGUUCAACGAACAGCAAUGACAUUAAUGAAAAUGAUCUUGGGAAAAAAAGAAGUUAUAGCAGCAUCGAUGGUAAAAAUGAAGAUGAAUUAUUAGGCAAUAAGAAAUUAUUAGGCGAAUAUGAUGUUGUUGCGGGCAAAUGUAUAUUGAUCGCAGAAAGUGCUACAUCUGAUGUGCUACAUUCGAUAGACACCAAUCAGAUUUUGCCAGCAAAAGAUGUUCAACCUAAAUUCUCUGCAGUAGUGUCAAAGAAACCUAAGAAGAGUACAAAAAUUGAAAAUUUUCUAGACAAAGUUUUGAAAAAAGAUAAAUUGAAAAUUGAUGAAUCUUUAACCGAAUGGUUAUUAUCAAGUAACUUACCAUUCAAUACGGUAAACAAUCCGUUUUUUCAAAAUUUUACUAAAGUAUUGCGACCGGCCUAUAUUUUACCCUCUACUGAGGUACUGAAUUCUAUUUGGUUAAAUCGAGUUUACGAUAAAUGGAUUCUAACACAAUUAUCUAACAAAAAUACAGGAAUAUUAUUAAUAACUCGAAACCGCAAUUGCUUAAAUAAUAAGCCAAGUUUCAUUAGUAUAAUCUUUCAUAAACCGGUAAUACGAAUGCGAAGUAUACAUUUGUUGACAUAAUCGACGUGAAUGAAAC